Molecule: messenger RNA, 186 nt
Organism: Cooperia oncophora
Lineage: Eukaryota; Metazoa; Nematoda; Chromadorea; Rhabditida; Trichostrongylidae
Source: the annotation of a GenBank genome assembly
AUGCUCACACCAAACGAAACAAUCUACGAAAAUGUGGAUGAUAUACCGAAUUUUUUCAUGGAUUCAGCAAUGUCGUGGGCCAUCGCCUUGAUUUUGUUAGAGUAUUUAAUGACCGACAAGAAGAACUACGCCUUGAACGGAUACAAGUCACCUCGAUUUGGUAAACAUUAUGUUGCGGCUGCAUGA